AUGGCGCACGAAGCUGAAACAGUGAGCACCCACACCGUCAAGAACGACGCAACAACCACUAUCGUUACCCGCACUACAACAAUCGUCUCCGAGCACCAAGAAAUCCUCGCCGAACCCAAGGACUCUUCUCCAGGAGUCGUCGAGAACGUCCGUCGCACCUUCCGCGACUACUGGUUCCCUUCCCAUCACCACCAUAACGAAGCAGAGGAGGAAGAGGAGGAGGAGGAGGAUGACGAUGGGGAUAACGAGACGGAGUACCGUGAUCCGGCACGGUGGAAGGUCAACGGGGUGAUGCGCAGGGCGUACGACUACUGGAAGACGCUCACCCAGGACGCGGAUGAGGCCGCCAAGGAGCUGGUGAACGAGGCCAAGAAGGCUCGUGAUGAAGCCGCUGCCGAGGCCCGAUGGGCCAUUCUGGGCUACAAGGCGGAGGCGAGAGAGGUCUAUGAGGCUGCGGAAAAGAAGUAUAAGGAUGCGCUCGCGGCUGCUGAGCGGGUCCAUGAAGAAGCCCACGAGAAGGCCAAGCACAAAUGGUUCAAGACUGUUGAUUCGACUGAGAAGGAGGUUGAGGAGAUCAAGGAUCAGGCUUCAGAGGUUACGCAUCGCAAGUGGGAUCAGUUCAAGAGCGCGGUCAACUCGCUUGCGUAUAACCCUCCCAAGUAUGCAUGCUACCCUUCUGGAUCGCAGUACUGGUUCUCGACUGGUCCUCCCGUUGCGAAUAGCUGGGAUUGUAGGGAGAUCUGGGAUCAUCCCCGUCGGAAUGACCACAGUCAUCAAUCGAUCAAGACUUUGCCCAAGAAGCAUCUCCCCCUCGAGAAGGUCCAUGAUACCCUGACGGGGCUCUUCCCCCAGGCUGGACUCAAGGCCAAGCAUGCUCCGUCGGCGAGUUCCUUUGAGGCCGGUCUCAAGCCCGUCCGAGAUCAGUACCAUAAUCUCCUGGACCGUGUCGGUCGUGCGGACGAGAAGGCUAUCGACGAGUUGGACGAGAUGGUCGACAACAUCAAGGCCAAGCUGAACGAGCUCAAGUUCUAUGAGGAGCAGACCGACUCCUGGUUGACCUCCCAGUGGAACGCCGUCGUCGACAAUGCCGGCGACCAUAAGGACCACUACCAGCGCGUCUUCAAGAACACGCUCAAGAGCGUCAAGAACACCCGUACAGAGAUCUACAACUCUCUCCUCAACAACCUCCAGCGUUCUAUCAACGUCGCCCGCAACAACAUCAACGAGGCCGUCCGCGCCACCAAGAACUCGGCCGACAAGUCCCGUGUCCACAAGGCCAUCCAGGACGCCAACGAUGCCUUUACGACAACCCUCAAGGACGCCGAGGCAAAGAUCAAGGCCGCCCCCCGCAACGCCUACGACAAUGCCAUCGACGCCUUCAACCGCGACACGGCUCACCUCAAGGCCAAGCUCGAGCAUGCUGCCCAUGCCGCGUCCAAGUCUGGAUCCUCCAUCUCCCACCAUGCUUCCAAGUCUGGCUCUUCGGCCAUCCACCACGCGUCCAAGUCCGGCACCUCUGCACUCCACAAGGCCUCCAAGUCAGCCUCAUCGCUGUCCAACCACGCCUCAAAGUCCGCCUCAUCCGCCGCCCACCGCGUCACAGGCGACGCCAAGAGCCUGGCUGACGACGCUGAGAGCAAGUACCACUCUGCGACCGACAAGGCCCGUCAGGGCUACGAGCAUGUCACAGCCUCCAUCAAUUCGAAGUGGGAUUCUGCCACUGGUACACCUCUGUCCCCUGUCCAAAAGGUCAAGGCGGGUUACCACAAGACUUUAGAUGGAGUUCAUCGUCAUUGGUUUGCAGAUACCGAGGAGACUCGCGAGUUGAACGCUAGCUCUGUGUAUGGAUCGGUCUUGGCGGUCUACUUCAUCUACCUUGCUUUCCGCAUCUGGCGCUCCAAGAGACUUGCUCGCAUGGCUGAUCCCAAGCAAAAGACCUUUUCCGUCGUCAAGAACACCGAUCGCCACGACGGAACAGGAGAACACUCAGGAACGAUCGAAAAACACCGCACAAAGCCCAGCGCAGAAGAAUCCCUCGCCCAGGAGCGCGACGCCUUUGGCACCGUUCUUAUCCAAUUCACAUCCGUUGUCCCCGUGACUCUAAUCCUCCUAGUCCUCCUAGAACUCAGCGGCUUCUCCCGAGCAGCAUUGCAUACCUUGUUCGUGGGCUUGAUCACGGCUCAAGCGAUGCAGGGUGGACUUUUCAACGAUGCGUUGAAGGCGAUGGGCAUUGUUGACGGUGUUCAUGCUUCGAGCCGGGACGUUGGAACCUAUAUCUCGUGGGGUGUUCUUGCGCUCGCUGCCACCGCUAAUGCCCUCAAGGUUCUCCAGGCCCAGGCUGCCUAA
Molecule: messenger RNA, 2346 nt
Organism: Linnemannia hyalina
Lineage: Eukaryota; Fungi; Mortierellomycota; Mortierellomycetes; Mortierellales; Mortierellaceae
Source: the annotation of a GenBank genome assembly